AUGGACCAACGGGAAAUUCUGCAGAAGUUCCUGCACGAGGCCCAGAACAAGAAGAUUAAGAAAGAGGAGUUUGCCAAUGAAUUUCUGAAGCUGAAAAAGCAAUCUACCAAGUACAAGACAGACAAGAUCUAUCCCACAACUGUGGCCGAGAGGCCCAAGAAUAUCAAGAAAAACAGAUACAAAGAUAUCUUGCCCUAUGACCACAGUCUGGUAGAACUGUCCCUGAUGACCUGUGAGGAGGACUCCCGCUACAUCAAUGCCAACUUCAUUAAGGGAGUGUAUGGGCCCAAAGCUUAUAUUGCUACCCAGGGUCCUUUGGCUACAACUCUGCUGGACUUUUGGAGGAUGAUUUGGGAACACAAUGUUCUGGUCAUAGUCAUGGCUUGCAUGGAGUUUGAAAUGGGGAAGAAAAAGUGUGAGCGCUACUGGACUGAGCCAAGACAGCCGCACCUGGAAGUUGGCCCUUUCUCCAUAUCCUGCGAAGCUGAAAAACGAAAGUCUGAUUAUGUCAUCAGGACUCUAAAAGCUAAGUUCAAUGGUGAAACUCGAACCAUCUACCAGUUUCAUUACAAGAACUGGCCAGAUCAUGAUGUGCCUUCAUCUGUAGACCCCAUUCUUGAGCUCAUCUGCGAUGUUCGAUGUUACCAAGCAGAUGAUCGGGUUCCAGUAUGCAUUCACUGCAGCGCCGGCUGUGGAAGAACUGGCGUGAUUUGUGCUAUUGACUACACGUGGAUGUUGCUGAAGGAUGAGAUAAUGCCAGCGAACUUCAAUGUUUUCAGCUUGGUCCAGGAAAUGCGAACCCAGAGGCCAUCAUUUGUGCAGACUCAGGAGCAGUAUGAGUUGGUCUACAGUGCUGUAUUAGAACUGUUCAAGAGACAGGUGGAUGUCUGCAGGAAUAAACACUCUGGAGCAGAGAUUCGAGCCAAGGAUUCCGUCUCUGAGCCUAAUUCCCCUCUAGGAGCAGACCGUUAUUCUCGCCAGAGCUUAGCAGAAAGUUCCACAAAAGAAGCCAGGAGGAUGAGCCAGCAGAAGCGACCAAAGGUGAAGGUGGGCAAAGCGGGGACUUCCGCCUGCGACUUGAGGACCACGGAACUCAGCGGAAGGGACGGGCUUGUUUUGUCCCCUACCCAACAAUCUUCUUUUGACUUUUUGGAGCUAAACUGUGGUUGUAACCAAACUGCAGAGAGAACCAUGGUUGGGGAACCUCUUCAGAAACAUCAGAGCUUGAGCUCCGUUGUGUUUGGGGCGAGCGCUCAUUCAAAACCAGGAAGUGUAGCAGAAAAACAUUUUAAUUCAAAGCAGCCAAUCAUAAGGACCAAAUCAACCCCCUUUGAACUGAUAGAGCAGAGAGAUACGACAGAGUGGGACAUCAAUGACCAUUGUUCUUAUGUGCCAUCUCAACUGCAUACUUCUCGAUUGAUGCAUGCUUCUUCAGCAGAGCUGAAUUCUUCACUGCCACAUGACCGCAAGCAUCAGACACUCAAUGCCUCGGAUGCAAAGCAGACUGGCUAUUGUGGUUUCCGUGUACAUUCAUACACGUCUUUAGUGGAAGACCCCUAUUUCCCACCAUUAUCUCCUGGGAGUGCCGAUUCGAAGAUGUCUCUUGAUGUACCCGAAAAGGAGGAUGGAACAGUUUUUCCUAGUUCCUUGUUGCCAACAUCCCCUACAACCUUCUCUGAUUACAAUUCAAACGAUUCGUUAGCACGGACUCUUCCAACUAACGUUCCCUCACCUUGGAACCAAGAGACAGGAGUGUCCGCAAUGUCUCCAAAGAUAGAUGAUGAAAUCCCCCCUCCACUGCCCGAGCGGACGCCGGAAUCUUUCAUCGUGGUGGACGAGGCUGGAGAAUUGCCACUGAGUACUCCUAACCCCUUAGCUUCAGUUUUAAAAAUGGAACCGUCACCGGAAUGGAGUGGAACAUCCGAGUCACAGGAAUGUGAUGACGCUGUGAGACUUAGACCAAGCCAGAGUGUAAAACUCCAUAGUGCCAACACAGUUCUACCUCACGAUCGCUCUUCCCCACCACCUCCACUUCCAGAGAGAACUCUCGAGUCCUUCGUUCUUGCUGAUGAAGAUUGUUUGCAGGCCCAGGCUGUAGAAACUUAUUCUACUAGCUGUCAUGACACCACGGAAAACUCAACAUCUUCAAAAGAGAUGCUGAAGACUCCUGGGAAAAACUUCACAAGGAGUAAGAAUUUGUAAGAAGCAAGGAAUAAGAAAAAAAAUGUCUGUAAUUCUUCCCCAUCAAGCAAACCAGCAGAAUCUGUUCAGUCAAAUAACUCCAGCUUCUUCCUGAAUUUUGGUAUGCGUGCCGUUUUCCAGUUUAAAAUUUAA
Echinops telfairi (small Madagascar hedgehog) is the source of this 2334-nucleotide messenger RNA. RefSeq names its product protein tyrosine phosphatase non-receptor type 22 (gene PTPN22). Gene Ontology annotation, cellular component: nucleus; cytoplasm. The record is from RefSeq and is a predicted model, not a curated record. Lineage: Eukaryota; Metazoa; Chordata; Mammalia; Afrosoricida; Tenrecidae. Gene Ontology annotation, biological process: positive regulation of CD8-positive, alpha-beta T cell proliferation; negative regulation of tumor necrosis factor production; positive regulation of toll-like receptor 4 signaling pathway. Gene Ontology annotation, molecular function: non-membrane spanning protein tyrosine phosphatase activity. The transcript is spliced from 20 exons.